Messenger RNA from Anopheles bellator, 5934 nucleotides. RefSeq names its product putative vitellogenin receptor (gene yl). The coding region runs from base 92 to 5617 and encodes 1841 amino acids. Lineage: Eukaryota; Metazoa; Arthropoda; Insecta; Diptera; Culicidae. The transcript is spliced from 4 exons. Gene Ontology annotation, molecular function: calcium ion binding; protein binding. The record is from RefSeq and is a predicted model, not a curated record.
UCACAGUGUUGCGUUAACACUUAACUAAACGGAGCGAUCCGUUCCUCCGGUACAAGUGCAGUUUGGAAAAUUCUGUCUCACAUUUUAAGGUAUGUGUCGGUUAGCGUUUCUUGUGCUGCUAGUAACGACCGUCACAACAGAGAACGGAACAUUGGCAGGUGUAUCGUCCAGUGCAUGCAGUACAAAAGAGUUUCAAUGUGCAAAUGGAGCGUGCAUUCCACAGGCCGGUCGGUGUAACGAUAGCAGAGAUUGUUCGGAUGGAAGCGAUGAAUCUGAAUGCGAUUAUUUCCUUUGUCGUGGACCGUUUUGGUACAAGUGCAAACAAGAUGCAACAUGUAUAAGUGCCUCCAGUCGUUGCGACAGGCACCGCGACUGUGUUCACGGUGACGACGAGGAAAACUGUGAGCACUAUGAGGUGCCUCACACUCCCAUGCUGUGUGGUAGUUCAGAGUUUACUUGCACGGAUAAAAUGUGUAUCCCAGCCGACCUCGUUUGCGAUGGAAUCGAGCAUUGCCUCGACAGUUCCGACGAAACAAUUGGAUGUAUCGAUAUUGAACACAAAUGUACCGGGUUUCUUUGUCGCAACAAACACUGCCUGCACACAAGCAGCUGGGUGUGUGAUGGCAUGAACGAUUGCGGGGACGGAUCCGACGAAGAGCAUUGCCUUAAAGAAUGCACUCUUGAUCAUCGUAAAUUCGAGUGUAGCAACAACCAUACGUGCAUCGCUUUGGAAAAUGUUUGCGACGGAACAGAUAAUUGCGGCGAUAACAGCGACGAAGCCUCUGGAUGUAGUUCGAACUCGUGUGUACAUUUGAAGUGUGCCGAGAACAACUGUAAGGUUAUGCCGAACGGUGAGGCAGUUUGUGUGUGUCAAAUUGGAUAUAAGUUCAACAAUGCAACUGGACAGUGUGAGGAUAUCAACGAAUGCAACCAAUACGGUUUGUGCACGCAGGGAUGCGUCAAUACUCCCGGUUCGUUUCAUUGCACCUGUAUCCAGCAGUUUAAUCUUAGGCGAGAUAACCGAUCCUGCGAACUGACGGACGGCUCAGAAGCCCUCAUGCUGUACACCUCACAGCGAUCUGUCGGCGCUCUCUAUCUAACGUCGUUGCAUCAGUAUUACGUGGCAAAGGAUCUGUCCCAGGUCAUUGGCGUCAGCUAUGAUGGCGAGCAUGUGUAUUGGACCGAUAUUGCACACAAGACCGAAUCCAUAGAGCGUUCUCAAGAAGACGGUAGUAAACGUGAGCUGCUGCUAACAGCCGGACUUAUUUCACCAGAGGACAUAGCGUUGGACUGGCUCACAGGAAACAUAUACUUUAGCGAUAGCGGUCAAAUACAUAUUGCCGUGUGCUCCAAUGAUGGGUUUUUCUGUAAGGCGAUAAUACAAGAAAAGCUGCAUAAACCGCGCGGUAUUGCCUUGCUGCCACAGAACGGUUCACUGUAUUACAGCGACUGGGGCGACAAGGCAUGCAUCGCUAAGGCUAGAAUGGACGGUAGUGAACAAACGAUCCUGAUCACUGAUGGAAUUCAUUGGCCCAACGGACUAACGCUGGACUGGCCAAACGAGCGCGUGUACUGGAUUGACGCGAAAAUGAAGCGUAUCGAAAGCGUGCGGUUCGACGGACGCGAACGUGUUGUGGUGAUAUCCGACGUCUUAAAACACCCUUUUUCGGUGACUAUUUUCAAUGAUCGUAUUUAUUGGUCCGAUUGGGAUACGAACAGCGUACAGUCGUGCGAUAAGUUCACCGGAAAAAGUCGGCGAACGAUGGUGCACGAUCGUAUGAUCUUUGAUGUACACAUUUAUCACUCAAGCAUGCAACCAAAAGCAAGUCAUCCUUGUUUGAAUCACACAUGCUCCCACUUGUGCUUGUUGACAUCUAACACCAGCUACACCUGUGCAUGCCCAUACGGGAUGGUUAUACAGCGCGACGCACAAACUUGCCAAUAUACAACCAAGCGCCAAACACUGCUCUUAGGUGUUGGAAACUAUCUAGUCUCCUUGAAGCAUCACUCGUUUGGGCGCCAUGAAGCGGCAAAGGGGGAACCAUUACAGCUCACUAUAAGUUGCUUAGCGUUUAAUAGUCUUACCGGAGAAGUUCUGAUUGCCGACAACGUUCAAAGGGCAAUUUUUGCAGUAAAUAUGGAACGCUGGUCAUCGCGCAAAGUAGUCAGUACUGGGAUUGGGCGGAUCUCAGCAAUCGCUUUCGACGGCCUCAGCAACGCACUGUACUGGUCUGACGCUGAAAGAUCAACUAUUGAGAUAUAUAGUUUGCAGAACCACUACCGAUCUAUCAUUCAGCACUUUCUAGGCCACGAUGCUCCAAUAGCACUAGCACUCAUUCCGGAAAUCGGAAAAAUGUUUGUUGCAUUACGCUCAAACGUCGCGCCCUGGCACACACAUAUCGACCGUUUAGAUAUGACAGGCCGCGACUUGCACACUCACGUGAUUGAAGACGGACUCGGCAGUAACGGCACGAUAAGCUUUUGCGUCGAUCACGAUCUACGAGCCGUUUUUAUGAGUGAUAUGGGCAGUGGCCGCAUUGAUGUAAUAAGCUACGACGGUGAUACGAGACAUCUGUUCCGAGACUAUUUACGACUACCGGUGUCCAUAACUAUUGUUGGAGAUGAACUGUUCUGGACAGGCUACCAGUCGCAACGCAUGUACUGGUCGGAUAAGCAUAAUAUUGGGGCAACGAAAAAAAUCACUAUUCCACUGCCUUUUGGGAUGCAUGCUCCGGAUGAAAUUCCAAUCACCGUUACCAAUCCGGCACAGCGUCAAGACCACCCUUGCCAGCAGAGGAAUGCGGGUUGUUCGCAUAUUUGUGUUGCUACAGGACUCUACACAAGUGCGUGUGUUUGUCCAAAUGGAAUGGUGUUCAAUUCCUCUCACAACCAGCAGUGCGUAGAUGCUGCGGAGUGUGAAUUCAAAUGCGACUCAGGUGAAUGCUUAUCGGCUAGCAAACGGUGUAAUGGACAGCGUGAUUGUCCGGAUGAGACUGAUGAACAAAAUUGUGGUCAAACCAAAACCAAGAUUGUUAUUGGUUGUCAUCGGGGUGAAUUUCAAUGCACCGACGGUAGUAAAUGUAUCCCAAUGAAACAACGAUGCGACAAUACCAACGAUUGCGGAGAUGCAUCAGACGAACAACAUUGUGAGGGAUUCUUAGGACAUCAUGAUUGCCGCGACUCGCAGUUCUCUUGCAGAAACGGACUUUGCAUUGAUAUCACUGGGCGUUGUGACGGAUAUGUCGACUGCAUCGAUGGUUCGGACGAGUUCGAAUGCACUAGUAUGUCGAGCAAAAACGAUUCAGCAACUUCCUGCGAUGCCGAUUUAUUCCGCUGCAACAAUGGUCAAUGUAUUCCAAAAUAUUGGGAAUGUGAUGGCUCCCCAGAGUGUGCAGAUGGUUCUGACGAGCAUGAGAAAUGUAGCUUAAACGAUACAUGUCAUGCUGGCUACACUAAAUGCGCAGUAGGAUUCUGUAUAGCAAAAGAAAUGCUUUGCGAUGGAAACGACGACUGUGGCGAUGGCUCCGACGAGGAAAAUUGCAGCACAGACCACAUUACACUAUGCGAUGAGUUGGAGAGGGAAAACUCAACCGUGUUUUACUGCAACAAUCCAAAAUAUUGUUUCGACAUCAGCGUACGUUGCAAUGGUUCUGCUGAGUGUCCCCAGGGAGAGGACGAAGCAGACUGCUCGAACUGUGGUCCUCACGACUUUGAGUGCAACAAUGGACAGUGCAUUCAAGAUGAAUGGCGUUGCGAUAAAGAAAUUGAUUGCAACGAUGGCUCGGAUGAGGAAAACUGCACAGCAUCACUUCGAUCUUCGCUAAGUCAACCAAUUUCUUGCAGUUCUAAUACAUUCGAGUGCAAACCCGGAGAAUGUAUAGCAAUUUCAAAGCUAUGUGAUGGCGUAGAUGAUUGUUCCAACAGUCAAGACGAGAAAAGUAGUUGCGCUGCAGCAUGCCUCGGUGGGUUGGGGCCAUGUGACCAAGUAUGCCAUAAAACACCUUCUGGAUCCGUAUGUAGUUGUCACGAAGGAUUUGAGCUAACUGGGGACAGGAAAAGAUGUGUCGAUAUCAACGAAUGUGUGAUUAGUCAACCUUGUGCACAGGUUUGUACAAACAUCCAAGGGUCUUAUCGUUGCUUUUGCUAUGAUGGCUACAUGUUAAAACCGGACAAGACAACGUGCAAAGCAGCCGGAGCAAGUUACUACUUGCUAUAUGCGAGGUUCGACCAAAUACGGAAGCUUACAAUCAACCCCCCCACUAUUCAAACGAUUUUAAAUGCAAAUAGUAGUAGAAUUACGUCGAUGGACAUAAGCAUUCGAAAUAAGAAGCUUUUCUUCACCAGCGAAAAUAUUCCGGCAAUCUUCCAAUUAGAUUUGGAAACACAUGAAAUUCAUAUGCUUUCAGAUAUUGGAAAACCGGAAAAAGUGGCUGUUGAUUGGGUCACCAACAACGUUUACCUUAUUGAUAAGAGCGAACCAUCGAUUAAGGUAUGCAAUUUGCAACGUGGAGUUUGUGCACGGCUUGUAUCAUUUAUGCGGCAACACUUCUUGAAAGCUUUAUGCGUUGAUCCUGUAAACAAGUAUAUAUUCUACUCAGUGUUAUUUUCUUGGAUCUUCGAAGAACCACAAUCGAUCAUAUAUAGAGCAAAUUUAGACGGCUCGUUGAGACAAAUUGUUGCUAAGGACAAUGGUCUAGUUUCUACUCUGGCAGUGGAUCACAACAGUAAAACACUGUACUUUACCGAUUUGAGCAAAAAUACCCUAAACCGCGUAAGCUAUGAUGGUAAAGAACUAGCGGUUCUUGUACGUAACCAACCGCAUAUGAUAAACAACCCGGUAGCUAUGUACUUAUACGAAAACCAUGCCAUUAUCGUGAAUCGAGCUUGGGCGGCAUUGAGCGAUUGCCAGUUAUUUGGAGAGUACAAGUGUAAGCGUUUCAAUGUAAACGUACCAACGACCCAAGAAAUAUUAUUCGUACAAGAGGCUCAACAACCUGCGACCGAAAACAUUUGUGAUGAAAAGCGAUCCGAGUGUUCUCACCUAUGCAUUCCUUCGCAAAAUGAAGGGAUCUGUGUAUGUCACAACGGGCAACCGAUAUUAGCAGGAGAUAGGUGUCCUGAUUCUUUAAAAUAUGGUAUGGCAUCAGAAACAAUUUAUCACCGUAACUAUGAAAAUACCAUGUCUGUAAGUGAAAUUCCAAAAAACCAGGAGUCUAACAGUUUCCACUUCAAGUUAUUGAAAACAAUGUUAAUUACUGCAUUUAUUGUAGCACUAUGUGGCCUAGUAUACUAUAUAAGGCGAAAACGAUCAGGCCAUGAGUUUGAUGUUAGAAUACACUUCAAUAACACCGAGCUGACCCAAAUCGAUAAGGAUAAAACAGAGGAAUUCAAUAUACGUCCUGUUUUUAAAGAAACCGUAACCCUAAACGAAAUAACGUUUCUUCCAAACAAAGCAACUUACAAACAAGAACCGUACGAAUCAGAACCGUGCGAAUCAGAACCGAACGAAUUAACAAUUCAUGCAGAGAGCUAUAGUAGUGAUGAAGAGUGUGAGCAUUGCGGUUUGAAUGAUCUAUGCAAAGGAUUGGGUGAAGAUACGAUAAAUUUGUUGCCUUAAUAAUCAAAUCGUUCAUUAACCAUAUCGGUAAUUAUUUCGUUCGUUGUUUCGUUAAACAAAGCCUUAUUUUAGUUCACAAUAAGAUGUCCGCCAUGCGUAAGCGUUUAUAAGCAAAUUUCUAAAAUUUACAAAAAAAACAUGGAUCAAAUCCAGCACAUUCGUAAUUGUGACAUUAUUAAGCAUAACUCUAAAAUUUGCACUAUAUUUUGUAUCUUUGAUUAGCAAUAUAUUUUGCUUUUCACACAUCAGGUCUGGUUUAAUAUGUGCCAUUUUCUACCAUUCAAAUUUUUUUCAACUAAUUCAAAUAAACAUCAAUA